AUGGAAUUACCAAAAGAAACAAUUGAACAAUUACAAAAUUUAUUUAUUGCAGCAAAUAGACCAGAGAAAGAGAUUAGAGAGGAAGCAACAUCAAAGAUUCAAAAGUUUGUUAAAGAGACACCAAAUUCAAUAAUAACAUUAUUAGUAUUUCAAAAUUUGAAAACCAUAGAUGCAGGAGCAAGAACAUUAUCAGCAAUUACAUUCAAAAAUUUAGUUAAAGAUAGUUGGGUAGAUGGCGAUGAAGUUGAGAAUCCAAUUCCAUCAAAUGACAAAGAGAUGGUGAAAAGUUUAUUAUUAAAUUUCAUUCUAUCAGCAGUAAACAACACCACACAAUCACAAUUGGUCGAAUCAUUAUCAAUGAUUGGUGUAUCUGAUUUCCCACAACAAUGGCCUUCAAUCUUACCAGAAUUAAUCAAACAAAUGGAAUCAAACACUGACAUUCCAACACUUUCAAUCAUCUUGAGAGUUUUACAUUCACUCUUAAAAAAAUAUAGAGGUCAAGAGAGAAAUAAUCAAUCAUUAUCUGAAUUAAAAUAUAUUUUAUCAAUUUUACCAACUCCAUAUUUAUCAUUAUUAAUUAAAACAGGUGUUGCAGUUGAUGCAAAUUUACAAAAUGAACAACAAUUAGUUUUAUUAUUAAAUUGUGUCCAUUUCCUUUUAGAAAUCUUUUUCUCAAUGAGUUCAGUUGAUUUACCAGAAUUUUUCGAAGAUAAUCUCGCUUCUUUUACAAAUGAAUUCCAUAGAUACCUUAAAUUUAAUACAAAUUUUCAAUCAAUCAUUCUUUCAAGUAAUGAUGAAGAACCAUCUUUAUUGAAAAAGAUUCAAACUUCAAUUUGUGAAAUUAUUAAUCUUUAUACUCAAAUUUAUGAUGAGGAGUUUUCAUCAUUCCUUCAACCAUUCGUACAAGUUGUUUGGGGACUUUUAACUCAAACUUCAAAAGAUAUUUGUAAUGAUCCAUUUGUUUAUGCAUCAAUUAGAUUUUUAGGUACAGUAGCAACAUCAAUUUCACAUAAAAUCUUUGAAAGUCCAGAAACAUUAAAACAAAUUUGUUCAAUGAUUGUUACACCAAAUAUUGAAUUAAGAGAAUCUGAUAUUGAAUUAUAUGAAGAUAAUCAUGUUGAAUAUAUGCGUAGAGAUAUUGAAGGUAGUGAUUCUGAUACUAGAAGAAGAGCUGCAAUUGAAUUGGUUAAAGGUUUAAGAAAAUAUUAUGAAAAUCAAGUAAUUCAAUUAUUAUCUGUUGAUAUUAAUAAUUUAUUACAAAAAUAUAAUUCAAAUAGAGAAGAAAAUUGGAUUUGUAAAGAUUCAGCAAUAUUUUUAGUUACAGCAUUAGCAGUAAAGAGUGGUGGAUCAGAUGAAUCAAGUGAGUCUAGUAAAUUAGUAAAUGUUUUAGAUUUCUUUAAGAGUUCAAUUGAACCAGAGUUAUCAGGUGCAACACAAACAAAUAAACCAAUUUUGAAAGCAGAUUGUUUGAAAUUCAUUACAAUCUUUAGAAAUCAAAUUCCAGCAGAAGAGUAUCCAAGAAUUUUACAAAGUGUAAUUCCAUGUUUAGAGAAUCCAGAUUUCAUUAUUCACACUUAUGCAUCAACUUGUAUCGACCGUUUAUUAUCGGUUAAAGAUGGGGGUGUACCACGUUUGUCAGCAGAGUUUAUCUCGACUAAUUUAACAGGUUUGUUGCUACCAUUGGUCGGUGUUUUCAAUUUCAAAGAUUCCAAACAAAAUGAAAGAGCAAUGAGAACUAUUGUUCGUAUCGUUUUGAUGACUCAAGGUAAGGUUAGUCAACAAAUUACAAUUCAAUUAUUGCAAAAGUUUGUAUCGAUCAUCAUUGAAGAGGCAAAGAAUCCAUCCAAUCAUAGUUUCAAUCAUUAUUGUUUCGAAGUUGUUGGUACUCUCUUGAAAGGUUUCUCUUCAGAACCAGAGGUAACUCAAAUCAUUAUGCCAUUGAUUGAAAUGGUAUUGCAAACUAAUAAUGCCGAAUUCUCACCAUACUGUUUCCAAUUGUUAUCAAUUCUCGUUGAAAAUUGUAGACCAGAGUAUUUAGAUCUCUUUAGACCAAUUCUACCAAUCAUUUUCAAUGAUAUGACUUGGGCUCGUGAUGCCGAUUAUCCAGCAUUGGUACGUUUGCUUCAAGCUUUCAUUAAAAAGGAAGGUUCAUCGAUCGCUCCACAUCUUAGUGCCAUCUUGGGUAUCACUGAGAAACUCAUUAUGAGAGUCACUCAUGAUCACGAAGCUUUCCUCAUUUUAGAGACUGUUGUUGAAACUUUGGAUAUUCAAUUCUUGGAGAAAUACUUGGGUGGUAUCUUCUCUAUGAUUCUCACUAGAAUCACCAAAAAGAAGACCCUCAAAGUCGUACGUUGUUUCACUAUCUUCUUUUCAAUCUUUAUGAUCAAAUAUGGUGUUGUCAAGACUGCCCAAACCGUUAGAGCCAUCAAAGAUUCACUUUGGGAAGACAUUUUAAUUAAACUUUGGUUACCAACAGUCGAAGAUAUCAAUGGCUCAAUUGAAAAGAAAAUCAUUUCAAUCUCUUUAACCAAUAUGAUCUGUUGUAAUGAUAUUUUAGCCACACCAGAACUUUGGAUUAAACUAAUUCAAUGUCAAUCAAAUGUUAUUAGUGGUAAGAAAUCUCAAGAGACUGAACAAGCCGGUGCUGCUUCUGAUCUCUACAUUGAUCAAGCUGAAGCUAAUGAAGGUUAUGUUCCAACUUUUACUCAACUUCAAUUCUCAAAGAAAGUUGACGUUGAUCCUUUCCCAACAAUUUCAAAUCCAAAAGAAUAUUUUAUCUCUACUUUCCAAACAUUUAAAUCUCAAAAUGAAAUGUUAGUUACUCCAUUACUUUCAACUGCAAAUAUUCAACUUUAA
This is a messenger RNA of Dictyostelium discoideum AX4, 2856 nucleotides long. RefSeq lists its product as hypothetical. The record is from RefSeq and is a predicted model, not a curated record. The coding region runs from base 1 to 2856 and encodes 951 amino acids. The transcript has 5 exons. NCBI's taxonomy places the organism in Eukaryota, Evosea, Eumycetozoa, Dictyosteliales, Dictyosteliaceae.